ACCACAUAAACCCACACAGCUCCAUGGACUUUUAUUAUAUGCCCGGCUCUGCCCCCUGCCGCUCUGUCAUCAUGACGGCCAAGGCUUUGGGAAUUGAGCUGAAUAAGAAGCUGUUGAAAACCAUGGAGGGCGAGCAGCUCAAGCCAGAGUUUAUUAAAAUCAAUCCACAGCACACAAUUCCCACUCUGGUGGACAAUGGGUUCUCGAUUUGGGAAUCGCGUGCCAUUAUUGUCUACUUGGCCGAGAAGUAUGGCAAGGAUGACUCGCUCUUUCCCAAGGAUCCCCAGCAGCAGGCUUUGGUCAAUCAACGCCUGUACUUCGACAUGGGCACGCUGUACAAGAGCUUCGCCGACUAUUACUAUCCACAGUUUCGGUUCAAGACACCCGCCGAUCCCGAAAAAUUUAAGGAAAUUGAAAAAGCAUUUGGCUUCCUCAACACCUUCUUGGAGGGGCAGCAGUACGUGGCUGGAGAUCAUCUGACUGUGGCUGAUAUUACCAUUUUGGCCACCGUUUCUACAUUUGAUGUGGCUGGUUUUGGUAUCAAGAAUUAUUCGAAUGUGGCCAAGUGGUACGAGAAUGCUAAAAAGGUGACUCCCGGCUGGGAUGAGAACCUAGCGGGCCUGGAGGAUCUGAAAAAACGCAUUGCAGACUUCAAAAAAGCCUAGGCUAACGUUUAUUUGUUGUGAUCAACAAAUAGUAUAUUUAUUUAAUUACAAUUUAGUAUACAGUGUUACUUUUAUUUUUAAUUAUUAUUCAUUCAAAUAUACAAGUACAUAUAUUCAAUUCUA
Molecule: messenger RNA, 788 nt
Organism: Scaptodrosophila lebanonensis
Lineage: Eukaryota; Metazoa; Arthropoda; Insecta; Diptera; Drosophilidae
Product: glutathione S-transferase 1-1-like
Exons: 1
Coding region: 24-665 (213 amino acids)
Biological process (GO): glutathione metabolic process
Molecular function (GO): glutathione transferase activity
Source: RefSeq, a predicted model, not a curated record